Cucurbita moschata (crookneck pumpkin) is the source of this 609-nucleotide messenger RNA. RefSeq names its product pentatricopeptide repeat-containing protein At1g03560, mitochondrial-like. The record is from RefSeq and is a predicted model, not a curated record. NCBI's taxonomy places the organism in Eukaryota, Viridiplantae, Streptophyta, Magnoliopsida, Cucurbitales, Cucurbitaceae. The transcript is spliced from 3 exons. Bases 1 to 609 code for a protein of 202 amino acids.
AUGAGAAGAACCCUGUGGAAGGCGGCUCCAUUCCUUUGCUCUUCAUCUCGACGCCUUCAUUCACUUGAUCGCAAAUCAUAUUCUCUGAAUCGAAAUGGGAAACUUUCUUCGAAGAACUCAGAUUGCAAUGCCGCUUGCGGUUUCUUUCCAGUGGCUCCUUCGUUGCCGCCAUCUGAGAGUAAGCAAGCGACCUUGUUUGCGUUCGUCAAAGCUGAAGUUGAUUACGCACAAAUUCACUUUGAUUCGAUUUCCUACCCGCUCCCACCUCCCGAAUGGAUAGAACCUUUUCUCGAUGUUUCUGAUGUAGUUUCGAGCUAUCAAGUUUUGAAUCUACUUGAUCGGCCUUCGAACAUGGAAGCCGAUUUAGAUUCUUUUUGUCGCAAGUUUUUCAUCAAGUUAAUGCCAAAUUUGUUUUACAUUGAUGGCCUUGGUAAGGCUGUGAGAGAAUUGAAGAUGCAGACAAUCUAUUUGAAGAAAUGUUCAAGUGCUCGAGAUUCAUAUUGUUGUAAGGCCAUUAUGGAUUCUCUAGCCAAGCAUGGGAAGAUCGAUCAAACAGUUUGUUCAUACACAAUUCUUAUUGAUGGGCUGUGCAAGGAAGCAUAUAACUGA